Molecule: messenger RNA, 1536 nt
Organism: Bathycoccus prasinos
Lineage: Eukaryota; Viridiplantae; Chlorophyta; Mamiellophyceae; Mamiellales; Bathycoccaceae
Product: auxin efflux carrier family
Exons: 2
Coding region: 1-1536 (511 amino acids)
Source: RefSeq, a predicted model, not a curated record
AUGAAUACCGAGGUCUCGUUUAAACUCUGUCUCGCCUCGUCGACCAUUUUACUCGGCUUUACGCUUCGCAAACUACACGUGGUGACUCGAGAAAACGGCGAAUCGUUACUCGCCGUGAUAUUCGGCGCUCUGUUGCCCAGUUUAUUACUCCAGAGGCUCGCGCGAAACGAAGAACGACUUUACGUCAGAGUCUCGCGUAAAACAGCAUCCAUCGCUCGUUUUGUGGGAGCUUUUUGUGGAUUUUCUUUCCUCAUUCAAGCGAGGAGAGAGGUGUUGACUAAAAACUCAUCAAUGUCUUUCUUUGUACUCUUAAUGCACUUAAUUCAACAGACGUUCGCUUCAAUACACGCGAGCGCGGAGUACUUGGUGUUUUUCGCGUACAGCGUCUCACAGUGUCUGGUCGGCACGACUGUAGGUUUUCUGUUGUUUCGAAAUCGCGAGCGAAAUAAAGGGGAACAUUUAGCCGGUGCGACGGUUGGGGUAAAUCUGGGAACGUUUGCGUACCCGCUCGUAUUCGCGGUGUUUGGCGAGGUCGGGUUGAGGAGAGCGGUGGUGUUUGAUUUCUUUAAUCAAGUGUCGAUUUUAAUCGCCAGCUACGUGUUGUUCGCGCUGAGUACAAGACGUGAUGGUGAUGGAGGUGAGAAAACGUCGAAGGAGGUUAUUUUGAAAGCCAUCAAGACGCAAAUGUUCACGCCGUGUUUACUCGCGUUGUAUCUUUCGAUCGCGUUGAAAGCCAUUCCGAACGCGUCGAUUCCGUACGCGCUGGAUCAGUUUUUAGGGUCCUUGGCGGUCGCGGCAAAGCCGUUGGCGUUGUUGUCGCUUGGGAUAUUGUUCGAGCCUAAAAUGAGUAAGAGAGAAGUUUCAGACGUGGUGACUUUGUUGUUGAUUCGGUACGGAAGCGGAUUACUCAUAGCCGCCACGGCAAUCGCGUUGAACAUGUACCAAUUCAUAGGGGCUAGUGGAUUGGCGGUGUUGACGUUAGCGCUAACCGCCCCGGUGCCCUUGAUUUCUAUACGAUACGCCAAACAGUUUGGGUUAAACUCAGGACCGGCGGCCACGGCAGUGAAUGCGAGUAACGUCGUGUCUUUUGUCGCUAUUCUGAUGCUCGCCGGAGCGGAUUUCGAAACGCAACGGAGAAGUUUGAUGUCGUUGUUCGCUUUGAUUGGUUUUUUUUUAUUCAGCGUUGGUUGUUUCAUGAAUAAAAAGGCGAUGAUGGUUUCAGAAGAAGGAAACGACGAUUCGUUUGAAAUCAGAGAUAUCGGCAACGGGAAGAAGCGGUUCGUUUCCACCAACGCUUUUUUGACGAGGAGGAGAGCGAAUACCAUCGCCAUCACAAAAUUCGACGAUACCAAUCAUCAUAUAUACAAGAGAAGGAAAAACGUCGUCCAACUCGUACCGUCGUCGUUAUCACCUGUAGCAACACCACCACCCAGAGUUUGUUGUCGCACUUUUGUAGUCAGUCGUAGGAUUAGGAAUAGGAAUAGUGACAGAUUUUUUUGUGUCGCGGCACAUCGAAGCGCCGCGUUGGUCUUCUAA